UGUUGUUGGGUUCCGUACGUAUGGUUUAACUGAGUGAACGAAAAUGCGUAGAAAAGAAAACUGUACCUCCGCCCCAGAGCUAUUCUGCAAGUCACUUCCGCGCCAGGAUGUAAAGGAUUGUACGAGACUGUAUGAAAUAAUUUUAUACAUAUUUUUACAUGGAUAAGGGCACAAACAUUAAAGAAUUAUACAGAAUGUUACAAGUAGAUGGAGUAUUGACUCAAGGUCGGCAGGGGGGGGGUUCCCCAUUUAUCUGUAGCAUGACGUCAGGGGAUUUCCAGACUGUUAAAAUCUGUUUAAAAAAAAAAAAAAACGGAGAGGUUUGUAAACGUAGUGACAGAUCAGUCUGGCGUUCACAUCAGAAGCCGCGGAUUGCAAGACAGUUCAGUUUUAGUGCUAGUUCGCUGUUGGCGUUACAAGAUUAAGAAGUUAGACACGUGUCACUUGAUCAGGCGCAGUGCGGAAAACUCGUGGAAAGCAAGAAGAGGGAGCUUCAGCGAAUCCAUUACUGCUGGAGCUGUUAAUGUCAGCAUUACACGUAAACACGUAUGUUUGCAAAAUCUGAUUUCAACGCCAGUAUCAAUAUCGCGUUGUGAUUACAGCAGUUUGAGUCGGGCGGGGGCGGAGGGGGGGGGGGGAAAGGAAAGCAAGCCGACGUCACCGCCGACUGAUCAAAAAAGAGCAAAAAAAAAAAAGCUGUUUAUUUUUUUUUAAAUUCUGUUUAUUAAUAAACUGCAUCAUACAGUAUACAAACUAACAUGAAAAAUAUGAGCGGAGAAAACGGAGAUGCGCACACCUGCACGCCCCACACAGACAAUUCCAGGACCAGUGCAGCUGAUCACCUUGAAUCUCAACUGCAAGACCCUGAGAUAGAGCUAGAAUUAAUCAAUGAAUAUAUCAAGGAAGAUGAAGACCUGAGGCACCCAUUACCUGGCCCGCCACCACAACCAACUCCACUGCUGGAGACAGUGACAACCACAGAGCUCGUACCCAGAGGCACAGAGCAUUUCAGCUCAGCACAGCGAAUCGGAAAUACAAACUUUUCGCAUCACAGCGUCGGACUCGUGACUGUUGGGGCAGCGAUGAAGCGCCGGUCCGGGUCAGCAUCAGGGGCAGGACUCCCUCCCCAGCUGGUAGCCCGGGGCACCGCACCACGCGGUGGCACCAGGAAGCUGGUCCAGCGCGGGGGUCCAGCAGUGUCCUGUGGAGACACGAGCACACAGGGCCUGGAGGAAUUCCUGAACCUACCCAAGCUGCUGAUCACAGAGCAGCCCAAGCAGAGAGGGAUGCGCUUUCGCUACGAGUGCGAGGGUCGCUCUGCAGGCAGCAUCCUGGGGGAGUCGAGCAGCGAGCAGAACAAGACCCUGCCCAGCAUUGAGAUACAAGGCUGCAUUCAGCAGGUGAAGAAGGUGAAAGUGACCGUCUCGCUGGUGUGCAGAGACAUUCCCUAUAGACCUCACCCGCACAGCCUCGUGGGUAAAGACUGUGAAGAUGGGGUCUGUGUGGUGAGCUUCAGCCCCCGGGCCAACAGGAAGCACAGCUUCUCAAACCUCGGGAUCCAGUGUGUGAGGCGGAGAGAAGUCGAGCCAGCGCUUGAGAAGAGACGCAGCCAAGGAAUAGACCCGUUCAACACUGCCCAGUCGAGGAGCAUUGAUGAUGUGGAGAUGAACGUGGUUCGCCUGUGCUUUCAGUGCGAGGUGCUGUACGAUCUCGGAAACAAAAUCAAUUUGCCCCCUGUGGUAUCUGAACCUGUAUUCGACAAAAAGGCCACAACAACAUCGGAGCUGAAAAUUAACCGAUUGAACACUGCCAGAGGGCCGUGCUCUGGGAAGACUGAGAUCUACCUGCUGUGUGACAAGGUGCAGAAAGACGAUAUCGAGAUUAUCUUCAGUCUGGAGGGCUGGGAGGCGAAGGCGGAGUUUGCCCAGACUGACGUCCACAGACAGAUCGCCAUCGUGUUCAAGGCCCCGCCCUUCAAUGAGCUCGACAUCACCGAAGAGGUGGAGGUCAACGUGCAGCUGCGGCGCAUUUCUGACCAGAUGAACAGCGAGCCCGUCAAGUACACCUACUUCCCUGAGAACCAGGAUCCAUAUGACGUGAACAGGAAGAGGAAAACAGCCCGCUCGAAGUUGAAGGUAGAAGUUGACGACACAGAACAAACCACCCAUCUGCCAGAUCCUUUUCCUCACAAUGACUGGUCUGCUCAUCAGCCACUAAACCCUCAGUCAGAUACCACAUUUCUUGAAAAUGCAUUCUUCAAUAGUUAUCUUGAUGAAAGCAACUUGCCCCAAGAGGCAGAUGCACUUACUUGGGCUUGCUUGGAAAAUCCAGAGAUGCAGGUCUACAGUGAUAACCAGCUUGGAGGAGAAAAUAACAUGAGCUUAGCUGCUACAAUGAACAUGUGCAUCCACGCCCUGGAAAAAACAAAUGGCCUUUUCAACCAACAACAUGGAUACUUGGAUCCUUCCUUCCAACUGCCACCCGUCAUGGACCAACAGUUUCAAGCAUGUCCGAACUACAAUCUCACCAUGAACGAGAACAUUGAGCCCAGCCUGGGGCAAGGCGUCUUUGCAGGGUACCUGGAACAAAACCUCAGACCAGCCGAUGAGAAGGUGAACAGCAAGAUGCCAGAGGAGACGGAGAAACCGUGACCAGCUGCAGCCGGAGGCUAUCCGUGAUUUCUUGUUUGUAUUGACACUUCACUCAAGAGACCUUCAAUUGUAGCUGACAAUGCUGUUUGGUUGGCAAGCUCCAGGCACCAGAGGAGACUGAACUAUCAAGCCUGGUGCCUGAGCUAAAGCUAAGAGAACUGCACUUGAGGAACUGUAAGUCUUGGCUGCUUUAAGACGGAUUCAAAUAGGAUUUGGUAGGAUUUGUCAACCCAAGCAAGCAAACAAGACAACAGGGGGACCAGUGAUUCUGUUGCUGAUUGUUUAGCAUGGCUUUUGUACAUAAUGUCACAGCUACAGUUCAAUUUCUGUAUGGUAUUAGAUACACUGACCAUUCUGGUCCGCCCGUUAAACUGGACAUGGAGCUUGGAACGGGUGGAGUAUGAGGAGGUUUGGGGGGCUGUAUUUGUUUUGUUAUGUAACUGACGCUCCAGGGAAAAUUCAAUCAGACAGUUUAAAAAGGUUCCUGUUCAGCUAAUAAUCAUGUUUUAUUUAAGUUACUUAAAAGUAGUUUUUUUCAGACCUUUGUAAGUGCACUGUAAAUAUUUUAAA
Molecule: messenger RNA, 3221 nt
Organism: Polyodon spathula (Mississippi paddlefish)
Lineage: Eukaryota; Metazoa; Chordata; Actinopteri; Acipenseriformes; Polyodontidae
Product: transcription factor RelB-like
Exons: 12
Coding region: 759-2651 (630 amino acids)
Biological process (GO): inflammatory response; cellular response to stress; non-canonical NF-kappaB signal transduction
Cellular component (GO): cytoplasm
Molecular function (GO): DNA-binding transcription factor activity, RNA polymerase II-specific; RNA polymerase II cis-regulatory region sequence-specific DNA binding
Source: RefSeq, a predicted model, not a curated record